CUUAAACGAGUUAAUCGAAGAAGCGCAGAACAAGAUGUGCGCAUGUUAGAAACCACUACCUCACAGCACUUGCACUUGCUCGAGGCUUUAUCACCGCGGGGGGCCUCGCUGUUUGAGAUGAAAUCGAAUGCGGGCGUGAUCCACUGAAUGGCAGCAGACAUUGCUUCGAAUGACCGGUAGUCAGAGCGCAGGGUCGUCGAGGCCAGCUCGGAGUUCGUCACCAUGGGUGUCAAGGGGUUAUGGCAGCUCAUCGAGCCCAUAGGGCGGCCAAUCCGUCCCGAGACGCUCGAAGGACAAAAGCUGGCCAUCGACUCGUCCAUCUGGCUUUACCACUUCCAAAUGGCUAUGAGAGACAAGACGGGAAAGACAUUCAAAAAUGCUCACAUCCUCGGUUUCCUGUGGCGCAUCCUGAAACUCUUGCAUCUUGGCAUCAGGCCCGUCUUUGUGUUUGAUGGCGGUGCACCUGCUCUGAAGAGAAAGACUUUGGCCGGCCGGCGAGCACGAAAAGCUGGUGCACAAGAAUCACAUGCAAAGACUGCGUCCAAGCUUCUCAAUGCGCAGCUCCGCGAAGCGGCUUACAGACAUGUUAUUGAGCAGAAAGAUAAGCAACGCGAAGCAGCGGAAGCAACCCAAAAGCGCCGCUGGAAAGGCAGCGAUGAGGCAGUGGAGGGGGAAGAAGCAUGGGAGCCUGACGAUGAGCGCUAUGACGGCGAUAAUAGCGUCGAAGAAGCGCUUAGAACUGGACUGCAAGAAGACCUAGGGGGAAACGUCGUCUACUUUGAUGAUCUCAUGGCACCCAACGCUGGAAGCUCUACUCAACGCGGUGCUCAUCGCAGUGCAUCUCGGCCCCCACUCCGAACAUCCGCUAGCCCGUCUAAAGGCGACGAGACCCCGGACGAGGCCAGCCCCAACAAGGCAAGAAAGAAAGACUGGCACAAGGAUCCAUACGCACUCCCACCUCUCGAAGCGAAUCUAUCCACCAUCGGCUUGCGUUCUGCUUCCCGUGCGAACGGUGGCGACGUCAGUAAAGCAAAGUUUAAGCGCCCAAAGAAAGAUUUCCGGUACGCUACCGAAUCAGAGCUGCGCGCCAUGAUGUCGUCGCUACGUCCCGAAGACCUCAGCACCACGUCUCCAUUUUUCUCGCAGCUCCCAGUUGCACUUCAGUAUGAGCUUGUUGGUGACAUGCGUGCCCAAAGCCGUGGGACAUCGUACAAGCGCUUGCAGAGUAUGAUCGCUGCUGCGCCGACUGCGGCCGACUUUUCUAAGCAGCAGGUGCUCGGCUUGAAGACACGCAACGACUGGACUCAACGUGUGCUCGAGGUCACCGACCAGAUCGGCAGCGCCAACAUCAAAGUCAACGUCAUCACCGACAAGGGCAGGAUCGCGGGCAGCAGAGGCAAGGAAUAUGUGCUCGUUCGGAAUGAGAAGGACGGCGGUUUUGUGCUCGGUCGCAGGGCUGGGGAGGGGGGCACCAAAGAGAAGGCGAUUGAUCUUGAAGAGCUCGAACGCGGACAGAGGGAUGACGAGCUCAUCGGCAGUGAGGACGAGGAAAAUGCAGGCGGCGCUGCCAAACGGCGGCGGCUGGCAAGUGGAGGGGAAGCCAGGCAUCUAAAUGAUGUCAUGACCGACGAAGAAGAAUAUGAAGAAGUAUCCUCAGCCGGUCAUGCUCGCGCCUCGGCGUCUUCGCCCGCCAAAAUCUCUUCCACGGAUCUCGACAACGUUUCCAAGUCGCAACGUCAACAGCUCGCUACUUUGCUUGAAGACGGCGAAUUCGAUGUCUUUGCUCGCAAGGAGGUGGCCAUGCAGCUCAUUUGUCAACGGGCAAAAGCGCACGCCAAGCAGGGCAGACGUGAAGCUGGCGUCAGGUCGAUUGCGGACGUCCUUGAUGAUGAAGAGGCCUGGGAGGAGGCGGGACGUGCGAGAGGCAAUUCGACGCGCCAGCAGGGGUCUCGCUUAGGCUUGUUUCGCGCUGUUCCAGUCGCUUCCAGAGCGGAUGGCGCCAUCGAUAUUGUGGAUAGUGAUGAUGAGCUCAGAGAAGGCGCAGAAGAAGUCGCUGAGUGGGAAAACCAGGACGCCUUGUUUUCUGACAUUCUUGCCAACGGCACUGCACAUCUCGCACUCCCGAAUUCGGUUCCUGGGGCAGUCCAACCGGACGACGAUGACAGUCUCGAUGAUUUUUCAGCAGACCUGUACGAGCCUGCUUUAGAGGAUCGGCAGGCGACGUCAGAUGUUGCGAGCGGCGUUGGGGGACCGCAGGAGUUGAAGGAAGUGACUGCGUUUGAAGAAGUCGAAGGUAGCGCGACUCUGCGAAUAUCUUCAUCACAAUCGCGAACCAGUUCAUCUACUCAGGCGAGGAAGCACCUCGUGCCAAUAGAUGAGCAACCACAAGGCAUCUACGGUGGCAACGCAGCUCUCGGCUUCCGAUACGCAGACAGAGCCGGCGUGCCAGAUCGUUUGAAGAACAGUCUUUUCGUCCGUGACGAACAAAGAAGGAAAGAUUUUGAAGAAGAUCUUUACGUUUCUGAAAGACCUCAUGCGAGUAAUUCACCAGGCAAGUCGCCAAGCAAAAACACGUCAACAAGCGCUCGGCCAAUAAGGAGGAGCUCCAGUACUAUCAAAACGGCACAGCAUGAUGCAAUCGCUCGUACUAUAGCGCCUCGUCCUACAGCCACAGGGGUGCUCGAAUCCACGUUUACGGUAAAGCAAGCCCAGCCCGCCGUUGCGUCCGAACUGGUUCAGCAGAACUGUGACACACCUGCAGCAUCAGGAGAUGCUUCACAUGGAUUUUUUUCGGCACUCGCUGCUCUUCAGACAGGCAGUUCACCGGUAUCCCCUACCGCUGUACAUGUGAUCAAACCGUCGGAGGGGAUAUCUAGCCGAAAUGCGGGGGUUCAGGAAGCGCAGACAGGACCGGUUGACAAAGGGCUGAAUAGCCGCAAGGUUGAGGAGGACAUGGUCGUCAUCGCCAAGCGACAGCCUGAACCAGGGCUUACUGAUAACGAUCACAUUCACGAAAACGAAGACGUUCGAGAAGACCAAAAGACUCGUUUUGCAGAAGUCGUUCCGGAAAGCUUCAUGGAAGGGCCUGUCACACAGACAAGCCCUAGAACCGCUGCCGAACCGGCAGCUGAUGAUGGCCAUAAUAUCAGCUCUUCGUCCUCGAAGGGCACAACCGCAACAGACCGGCCUUCUGCCGGUAUACAAGAGCUGAGCGGAAAUAUGACAAACAAACAUAAGGCGCAUCUUCUCGAGAAUCCACAAGCAGCUAUUGAUUUGGACGAGAUAGCUCCCGACUCAGAGACGGAACAAUCACAUAACUCGACCAAUGCCUUCGUCUUUAGUCCAAAUGUUUGCUCGGACGAUGAAAAAGGCAACGAAAACGAAAACGAGCCAGAGUCAAGACAAGGUUCAGUGGCUGCGUCGCCUGAGCCUGUCAUGCUCGGCGCCGAUGGCUUUCCGCUUCCGACCCUGGAGGAAUUGGACGCGGCAGACGAGGACGACGAGGAUCUUGAGGGCUUGGUGCAAAGAGAGACGCAGGGCCUUGCCUCCAUUCUCAAGCAACAACAGCAGCCUUCUGGCCAACGUAAUAAAACAUACAGACAGAUGCAGGCCGAAGCAGAGACGGAGGUCAAUUUGCUCAAGGAGCAGCACGCGGCAUCGCGACGCACUGAGGAGGACGUCACGUUGCAGAUGGCAUUAGACGUUCAGUAUAUGCUGCGUCAAUUUGGCAUUCCUUACAUCACUGGUCCAAUGGAAGCAGAGGCGCAAUGCGCCGAACUUGUUCGGUUGGGUCUCUGUGACGGUAUUAUAACGGACGACUCAGACGUCUUCCUAUUUGGUGGCAUGCGGGUCUUCAAAAAUAUGUUCAACGACAAUAAAACCGUGCAAUGCUUUGUCAUGAAUGAUUUGGACCGCAAUGUCGGACUGGACCGCAGGAAGCUCAUCCAGCUUGCGCACCUACUCGGUAGUGACUACACAGACGGUCUCGAUGGCGUGGGCAUUGUUCUGGCCAUGGAAAUCCUUUCCAUUUUCUCGGGGGAGGAUGGGUUGAUCCGUUUCCGCGACUGGUGGCUUCUUGCACAGCAAGGCGCAGACAAGGACUACUUCCCUCCUGGUGACUGGGAUGCCGGAGAACGCAAAGAAAUCCGCUCACGACUAUCUCGCAUCAAGAAGACGCUGAUCAAGAAGGUGCAUCUAACGCCAGAGUGGCCCGACACCCGCGUAGCCGAAGCCUACCUCGAACCCCAGGUUGACCACAGCGAAGAACCCUUCGCUUGGGGUGUACCAGAUCUGGAACAAGUCCGCCAAUGCUUGAUGCACUUCCUCGGUUGGUCCGUGGAAAAGUGUGAUCAAUACGUGCUUCCCGUCUUUGAGCAGAUGCACCGACGUGGACGAGCACGUGGACAAACUACCCUCGGCGACGGCUUUUUUGACAACACUGCAGGUCUUGGUCACUACGCACCACGAGAACGUAUUCAGUUCGGCUCCACGCGCUUGCAGCAAGUUAUCAACGGCUUCCGUGCCUCUGAGAAAGGAAAAGUAUGCGUUGAGUCUAAAAUGGUAGACUCGGAUGAAUCUAGCGUUGAAGCGGUCGAUGCCAAUGGCACUUCGGCACCUCGUGCUGACCGUGGCAAGAGGAAGCGUUCCGGGGGAAGAGGGAGCGCCAGCGCAGCAAGAAGCUCUGCCAGAUCCACAGCAAGCGCCAGAGGCAGGAAAGCAAACCGGAGCAAAGGCAAGGGCGGAGCCAAUGCAGCCACCGCUGCGCAGGAAACGCGGAAUCGCUCCGAUUUUCAAGAAGGGAAUGGAGGCCAAGGCGACAGCAGUCUGUCGCCAGACAUGGAAGAAGUCACUGAAGCAGUCGAACAGCCAUUUCUACGGACUGGUAGUCUUGGAGGCUCAUCGCAGAGGGGCAGAGAAAGAGGCGCUCGUGCUGAUAAUCUAAACAUGGCUCGAAAUAUGUCCUUAGACGACAUUCAUACCUUGCCAGCUGGGCGGACGCCACGGAUUUCCCCAGACGGAUCGGGUCGAUCACCAGCGCCAGCGAGCGGAUGCCGGCCAUGAUUUGUGAAUAAAAUGUAUCAAAUAAAGUCUGAUUUUGUAGCCAAGACCUAGACCAAGUAUUAUUCGAGUUCAG
This is a messenger RNA of Tilletiaria anomala UBC 951, 5134 nucleotides long. Its product is annotated as PIN domain-like protein. The transcript is spliced from 3 exons. Lineage: Eukaryota; Fungi; Basidiomycota; Exobasidiomycetes; Georgefischeriales; Tilletiariaceae. The record is from RefSeq and is a predicted model, not a curated record. Gene Ontology annotation, biological process: nucleotide-excision repair. Gene Ontology annotation, cellular component: nucleus. The coding region runs from base 223 to 5061 and encodes 1612 amino acids. Gene Ontology annotation, molecular function: single-stranded DNA binding; DNA endonuclease activity.